Aspergillus welwitschiae is the source of this 903-nucleotide messenger RNA. RefSeq names its product class I glutamine amidotransferase-like protein. The record is from RefSeq and is a predicted model, not a curated record. The coding region runs from base 68 to 787 and encodes 239 amino acids. The transcript has 5 exons. NCBI's taxonomy places the organism in Eukaryota, Fungi, Ascomycota, Eurotiomycetes, Eurotiales, Aspergillaceae. Gene Ontology annotation, molecular function: glyoxalase III activity.
UGACAAUACCAACUUUGGAACAUUCGAUAUCAAGUUAAUUGAUUUCAUUUACACUACACUGUCUACAAUGUCGCCGGCUCGUCGCGCCCUUAUUGCUAUCACCUCCGCUCACGCCCCCCUCUAUCCGGAAGGCAAGGAGACUGGCCUCUUUAUUACUGAAGCCCUGCAUCCCUUCGAGGUCUUCCGUAAAGCCGGUUUCGAGGUUGACCUGGUUUCCGAAACAGGAACCUACCAGCCUGAUUGGCUCUCACAGCAGAAGGAUUGGCUAAACGAUAAAGACCGCGCCGUGUGGGAGGACCACUCGAGUGAAUUCCGCUCCAAGCUUGACAACCUGCUCAAGCCGAGCGAUAUUGAUCCAGAAAAGUAUGGACUCUUCUUUGCUUCGGCUGGACAUGCGUCUUUGAUCGACUACCCGGACGCCAAGGGUCUACAAGCGAUCGCUUCCAAAAUCUUUACCUCGGGCGGUAUUGUCUCAGCAGUCUGCCACGGUGGCGCCAUCUUCCCCGGCGUUAUAGAUCCUAGUACCAACAAGUCUAUCAUCGAUUCUCGCAGAGUGACGGGCUUUACCACUCGCGGCGAAGAAGAGGAAAACGUACUCGACACCAUCAAGAGCUGGAACAGGCCGACUAUUGAGGCUUCCGCAGCCAGUUGUGGGGCCACUUAUGUCUCUCCCCCGGGACCAUGGGACGCAUUUACCAUUACAGAUGGACGCGUCGUGACAGGUGCCAACCCUGCUAGUGCCCAUGUCACUGCCGAAGCCGCCGUGACCGCCUUCGACAAGCUCUAAACAAGGAGCAUCCAACAAGAAAAGAAUCAUCAAUGCGCUGGACCAGAGGCGAACGCUAUCAUAAAUUGACAUUCGAAGGGUCGUAGUCUUAAAAUCUAUGUAUUUAAGUAGUCGAG